AGCGGCACCACCACAAGCACAACCUGCGGCACCGCUACGAGUUCCUGGAGACCCUGGGCAAGGGCACCUACGGCAAAGUGAAGAAGGCGCGGGAGGGCUCGGGGCGCCUGAUGUGUCUGUCCAUGGCUGCACGGACAAUGGUCGUGGACCUGAGAACCCCAACAACACCGGGCAGCGUGUGAUGAUGGCCAAUGAGGAGGCGGACAGUUGGUGCAGGGUGCCUAGAAGUCUAAUAGCGUCCUUAGAGAUGAGAGGUCUCCCUAUAGAAGAUGGAACUUGAGUUGGAUUUUGCUUGGCACAGACUCCCAAUAGAGUGGAAUGGGAAGAGGAAGUAGAAGGCACCUGAUCCUAGCAGGGGCCUUGACAGGAAGUGACCAGCCCUGUGACACCCCGCCCUGCCCAGCACCCGAUGCCAGCGAGGAAAGCCUCUCAGGCCGUGGCAUUUGGUGACAUUUGCAUGGCUCAUCUCACAGUCAAAGCGGGAAAGCACCGCACAGGUGGCCAUCAAGUUGAUCCGGAAAGAAAAAAUCAAAGAUGAGCAAGAUCUGAUGCACAUUCGGCGAGAGAUUGAGAUCAUGUCGUCACUCAACCACCCCCACAUCAUUGCCAUCCACGAAGUGUUUGAGAACAGCAGCAAGAUGGUGAUCGUCAUGGAGUACGCCAGCCGGGGCGACCUGUAUGACUACAUCAGCGAGCGGCAGCGGCUCAGCGAGCGCGAGGCCCGUCACUUCUUCCGGCAGAUCGUCUCCGCUGUGCACUACUGCCACCAGAAUGGGGUUGUCCACCGGGAUCUCAAGCUGGAGAACAUUCUCCUCGAUGCCAAUGGCAACAUCAAGAUUGCUGACUUUGGCCUCUCCAACCUCUACCACCAAGGCAAGUUCCUGCAGACGUUCUGCGGGAGCCCCCUCUACGCCUCGCCCGAGAUCGUCAACGGGAAGCCUUACACAGGCCCAGAGGUGGACAGCUGGUCCCUGGGUGUUCUCCUGUACAUCCUGGUGCAUGGCACCAUGCCCUUUGACGGGCAGGACCAUAAGACACUGGUGAAACAGAUCAGCAACGGGGCCUACCGGGAGCCACCUAAACCCUCAGACGCCUGUGGCCUGAUCCGGUGGCUGUUAAUGGUGAACCCCGCCCUCCGGGCCACCCUGGAGGAUGUAAUCAAUCACUGGUGGGUCAACUGGGGCUAUGCCACCCAUGUGGGGCAGCAGGAGGCUCUGCAGGAGAGAGGGCACCCUGGCAGUGACUCUGGCCGGGUGUCCGUGGCCGACUGGCUCCGGCGGUCCUCCCGCCCCCUCCUGGAGAACAAGGCCAAGGUGUGCAGCUUCUUCAAGCAGCAUGCGCCGGGAGGGGGCAGCGUGGCCCCCAGCCUGGAGCGCCAGCAUUCACUCAAGAAGUCCCGCAAAGAGAACGACAUGGCCCAGUCUCUCCAGGGGGACCCGGCUGACGACAGCGCCCCUCGCCCCAGCAAGGGCAACCUCAAACUCCCGAAGGGCAUUCUCAAGAAGAAGGUCGCUGCCUCCUUGGAGUGUCGGGGGGAGGACUCUGAGCUCAGCCCGUCCCCCACGGGCCCAGAGCAGGCUGCCCCCCCGCUCCCCAAGAAGGGCAUCCUCAAGAAGUCCCGGCAGCGGGAAUCCGGGUACUACUCCUCUCCUGAACCCAGCGAUUCCGGGGAGCUCUUGGAGGCGGGGGACGUGUUCACGAGCAGGGACUCCGUGGAGCAGAAGCCGCCCCAGGCCCCGGGGAUGCUCCACCAUCGCAAGGGCAUCCUCAAACACAACGGCAAGUUCUCCCGCACCACCACCCCCGCCACCUUCGGCUCCCUGAAUGAACUGGCCUCACCUCGCCCGCCGUCCAGGGCCAGCCGCCCCUCGGGAGCUGUGAGUGAGGACAGCAUCCUGUCCUCCGAGUCCUUUGACCAGCUGGACCUGCCCGAGCGGCUCCCCGAGCCCCUGCUGCGGGGCUGUGUGUCUGUGGACAACCUCACGGGGCUGGAGGAGCCCCCCUCCGAGGGCCCAGGAAGCAGGGGCCUGAGGCGCUGGAGGCAAGACUCCCUGGGGGAAAGCUGCUUUUCCCUGAGGGACUGCCAGGAGGUGACGGAGGCCUACCGACAGGCCCUGGGCAUCUGCUCGAAGCUCAGCUGAGGGUGGGGGGGCAUUGCCCCAGUGGACGGGCUCUAAGAUGCACCUGGCAACACCCUGAGGGGAGACGCCUUCUCCCCGGCCUCUAGGCCCAGCAUUCCAGCCCAGAGGCUGAGAUGGUUGGCAGUUUAGUCCUGGGGAGGACCGGAUAGGAGGAAAAUGGGCACGUGAAAGGCAUUGAGGGCUCAGUGUCCUCAGCCCUGUGGAACCAAGAAGCUAGUGGAGGGGAAACAGGUAGAGAAGUAGAGGGAAGGCCCGUGGCCAAGUCCAGGUUCUCUGUCCGGUGUCUGCAGCCCCAUGGAAAGAGCACUCUUUUCAGUACCCAUGUCCGUAAUUGCUGUGCGUGGUGCCUUCGCCACAGUAGGGAUGGAAACUCUUCACAUUCCCGUCCCCACCUCCAUCCCCACCCGGCACUGAAACUGGAAUAUGGAAACUGCUCAUGUGCCUGGGACGUCCUCGGACAGUCUCCUGUGGGGUGCCCGUCCUUAUUUCUCCAGCAGUACCGGUAAGAGAGCACACAACCUGUUUCCUCAAAGGUUCUCUUCCCUUUCCUGUCCUCCAAGCCUGGCCCAGGCCUCCUGGAGUCGCUGCUAUGAAUCUAAAAGACUUGAAAAGGCUCAGGCUGCUACUGGACUUCAUCUCAAGGGGCCCAGAUGCCUCAGGACCCCACCUUGAACCUCAAAGGCUCUGUGACCUUCUCCGGCCUCUAUGCUGCUCCGGCUACUGAGAAUGGAUGUGCCUAUGUCUCUGGGUUUUCCGGACCCUAGAAUGUCCUAUUUAUGUUUUCAAGCUCUGUGUUCUUUAAAAAAGUGAAUUUUGCUGUUUUCUAUACUGUGAAUACUGUGUUCUGGAAAGUCCACUAUACAUGUAACUUUUGUGUACAGAGAAGUGUUUUUGCAGUGAUUCCCUACUGAUCACGGGGAAGGGGGCCCUUUUAUAAAUCCGCGUGUUCCGUUGCACUGUCCAGAGAAGGUCUCUGGCUCCCUCAUCCACGCCCUGAUUCCGUCUACCUGAUGGUCCCUCUUCCCUUCUCUGUGGCCAGGAAAAGAACCACUUUAUUAAAAACCAGAACGG
Myotis lucifugus (little brown bat) is the source of this 3212-nucleotide messenger RNA. RefSeq names its product NUAK family kinase 2 (gene NUAK2). The record is from RefSeq and is a predicted model, not a curated record. The coding region runs from base 549 to 2141 and encodes 530 amino acids. NCBI's taxonomy places the organism in Eukaryota, Metazoa, Chordata, Mammalia, Chiroptera, Vespertilionidae. Gene Ontology annotation, cellular component: cytoplasm. Gene Ontology annotation, biological process: microtubule cytoskeleton organization; intracellular signal transduction; protein phosphorylation. The transcript has 9 exons. Gene Ontology annotation, molecular function: ATP binding; tau-protein kinase activity; protein serine/threonine kinase activity.